AUGCAUUUUUUCAAGAUGAAUUAUCUGCUUACUGAAGGGGCCGUGCUCAAGCUUCAUGAAGAACAAAAAGAAGAUAUACCCGAUCUAGUUCUUCAAGUCCUUUCUCUCAAACCAGUUGGAGUUCCCAAUGCUAGAGCAGCUACUGCCGGACCUCAACGAUGGAGACUCAUGAUUUCAGAUGGAGUUCAUUUUAUUACUGCUAUGCUUUCAACCCAACUUAAUCAUUUGAUAGAUGAAGGAAUGUUGCAAAGGAUGUGUAUUGUCAAACUACCCAGUUAUACCAUCAAUAUGGUAGGAGAACGUCGAGUGGUGGUUUUAUUGACUGUAGAAGUGAUCGAUAGUACUUGUACCAAAAAGAUUGGUAAUCCUACAGCAUGUGGCGCACCAGAGGAUGGAGCGGCUCGUCCUGUAGUCGCCAAACCUGAACCCACAACUGAAGAUACUGAACCGACGAUAACUCCUUCUAAACCUAGUGUGCCAAACUCUAAUGCCAAACCAUCGAUGAACUCUUCUAAUCGUCAAGUCGGACCUUAUGUGAUCCCGAUCAUGGAUCUAAGUCCUGAUUCCAAUAAGUGA
This is a messenger RNA of Melampsora larici-populina 98AG31, 576 nucleotides long. RefSeq lists its product as uncharacterized. Gene Ontology annotation, biological process: DNA replication. Gene Ontology annotation, cellular component: nucleus. Gene Ontology annotation, molecular function: DNA binding. The record is from RefSeq and is a predicted model, not a curated record. Lineage: Eukaryota; Fungi; Basidiomycota; Pucciniomycetes; Pucciniales; Melampsoraceae. The transcript has 3 exons. Bases 1 to 576 code for a protein of 191 amino acids.